This is a messenger RNA of Aspergillus oryzae RIB40, 822 nucleotides long. It is a transcript of the gene alkB, whose product is annotated as oxidoreductase, 2OG-Fe(II) oxygenase family. The transcript has a single exon. The coding region runs from base 1 to 822 and encodes 273 amino acids. Gene Ontology annotation, cellular component: nucleus; cytoplasm. The record is from RefSeq and is a predicted model, not a curated record. NCBI's taxonomy places the organism in Eukaryota, Fungi, Ascomycota, Eurotiomycetes, Eurotiales, Aspergillaceae.
AUGGUAGGUUUGCAAAUGAUCCCGUCAUUGGUCCCCCCGGCGGUACAAGUAGAGCUGUUGUCUCGCUUAUUACAUAGAGACUUGUCUAACAAGGAGCAUCAAACAAAUCUUCAUCUACACUACAACAUUACCUAUCCUGGUGAAACGGAAAUUGCCCCCAUUGAAGGUGGCACAUCAACGUCGUCAGCGGGUAAUAGCCCAGAAGGCAAUGGCGUCCUGUCAUUCUUCGAAGAUGACCCGGCUCGUGUGGUUUACCCCAAGGAUCCAGCCGUACAUAAGCCAUUGACUGUUCAACAAAUGUUAAAUAAGAAACUCCGAUGGGCAACUCUGGGCGGUCAGUAUAAUUGGACUACCAAAGAGUAUCCGACGGAAUGCCCGCCAGCAUUUCCGGAAGAUGUUGCAAGUGUUCUACAUGCGGCAUUCCCACAGACAGAAGCCCAAGCAGCCAUUUUGAAUGUUUACUCGCCGGGAGAUACGCUGAGUCCUCAUCGGGAUGUCAGUGAAGAAUGUGAUGUCGGCUUAAUCAGUAUCAGUUUUGGUUGUGAUGGUCUGUUCCUCAUCAGUCAUGACGAUGGAAAAGGCUGUGAAAUUGUUCGACUUCGCUCCGGGGAUGCUGUGUAUAUGGACGGCACGUCACGCUUUGCAUGGCAUGCUGUGCCCAAGAUCGUUCCAGGAACAUGUCCAGAAUGGCUUGCUGAUUGGCCAUUGUGCCCUGUUGAUGAUGCGGAUACUUCGAAGUACGGCAGGUGGAAGGGUUGGAUGUCAGGCAAGAGAGUCAAUCUGAAUGUUCGGCAAAUGACGGUCACAGAUACCCACACUUGA